AUGCCUUUUCAGGAAAAGUAUGUGAAUAUCAGUCAUAUUGAGUCAAGAAAAUCAAAGAAAGGCAGCUCUGAGGCAGAGAUCUAUGUUGAAUUUGAAUGCACCAAGAAGAAAUACCAGGAACUCGUUCAUCUGCUAAAACUUCAGCCAAACAUCAUCUGUGUGAAUCCAGCAGAGAGGAAAUGGAGAGAAGACGAAGAACUUGAUGGUGUCCCAUGGUUCCCAAGAAAAAUCUCAGAACUUGACAAGUGUUCCCACAGGGUUUUAAUGUAUGGCUCUGAAUUGGACGCUGACCAUCCGGGAUUUAAGGACAAUGUUUACCGGCAAAGAAGAAAAUAUUUUGUGGAUGUUGCUAUGAAUUAUAAAUAUGGACAACCAAUUCCAAGAGUGGAGUACACAGAGGAAGAGAUAAAAACAUGGGGUACAGUGUUUAGAGAACUUACACAGUUGUAUCCAACUCAUGCUUGCAGAGAGUAUUUGAAGAACCUACCUCUAUUAACCAAAUACUGUGGAUACAGAGAAGAUAAUGUACCACAACUGGAAGAUGUGGCAGCAUUUCUGAAAGAAAGAUCUGGAUUCACUGUGAGACCAGUGGCUGGCUAUCUCUCCCCAAGAGACUUCUUAGCUGGACUAGCUUAUAGAGUGUUUCACUGCACCCAGUACAUCAGACAUGGAUCAGAUCCUCUAUACACACCUGAACCAGACACGUGUCAUGAACUUCUGGGGCAUGUUCCUUUACUUGCUGAUCCCAAAUUUGCCCAGUUUUCCCAAGAGAUUGGACUUGCUUCACUGGGAGCAUCUGAUGAAGAUGUUCAAAAACUUGCAACCGUGAGUGUGUAUAGUUAA
This is a messenger RNA of Staurois parvus, 843 nucleotides long. NCBI's taxonomy places the organism in Eukaryota, Metazoa, Chordata, Amphibia, Anura, Ranidae. The record is from the annotation of a GenBank genome assembly.